Chara braunii is the source of this 794-nucleotide messenger RNA. NCBI's taxonomy places the organism in Eukaryota, Viridiplantae, Streptophyta, Charophyceae, Charales, Characeae. The record is from the annotation of a GenBank genome assembly.
CUUGGUUCUGAUUACGACGAUAUCAAGACUCAAGUGGAAAUUCAAAUUGAACUGAAGAUUCACGAUGUCGACAGGAGGUCGUUCGUAUGAUCGUGGUGGCCGACGUGAUGGAUUACAAGAGCGGGACGGUUAUAAUCGAGAGGACUUCGAUCGAGGGAGACCAGGCCAUCAGGAAUCCGAAUGUGGUCGAUCGAGAGAACGGGAAUGGAGGGACACUCGGGAUGAUGCCGACUAUCAGCGACGGCCGCCACCACUUUGCUAUGGCUGCAAUGUUCCAGGACAUUACAGGAGCGAUUGCUGGAGAUUUUGGAGAAAUGCUGAUUCGAGACGUAAAGCUGAACGUGACGGGUUUACCUGUCCUCCAAACUUUGACAAACGGGGAAGAUCAGGUUCUCCGACGCGAAGCCAUCGAGCAUCAUUCCGAAGAUCUCCCUCGUUGGAUUUUAAGAUGAUGUCUAAGAUCGCAAAACUGGGGGACAUCGUGAUUACACUGAAGGAAUUUGUGGACGUGGAGAAAUCAAGGAAACUGGAGAAGGAACGUAAACGCUAAGAACGGGAAGAAGCACGACGUGAAAGAGAAGAGGCGAGGCAACGAGAGGAGGAGCGCAUACGUAAGGCUGAGGCAAGAAAGACUAAGAAGUUGGAGAAAACUAAGCGGCGCGAAGAAGAACAGCUUGCGAUGAUUAAGGCGCUGGAGGUACAAAUGGCGAUCAGGCUGAGCCAGAUACAUAAUGACAUCAAGAAUGAGGUCCGAAAAGCAGUUGAGACUUCAAGAAUGAAAGGCAAGGCAAAGG